Necator americanus (New World hookworm) is the source of this 1287-nucleotide messenger RNA. RefSeq lists its product as uncharacterized. The transcript has 2 exons. The record is from RefSeq and is a predicted model, not a curated record. The coding region runs from base 1 to 1287 and encodes 428 amino acids. Lineage: Eukaryota; Metazoa; Nematoda; Chromadorea; Rhabditida; Ancylostomatidae.
AUGAAUGACGGUACACUCGUCAUUCGUGGAGAGAAGGUUCCGUCGCGAAAUUUAGGCGGUGUUGGUUUUGUUGUGCACCCAUUUGUCGUCCAUCUUGUCGAUUCCCAUGAGAUCCUGUCACCUCGUCUGGCCAUUCUUCGCCUCCGCCCUCUGCGCCAAAAAUCCAUCAGUACCAUCAACUGCUACUCACCAACAUCAGCAGCUGAUGAAUCCGAAUUGGACGCGUUUUACGAGGAGCUGGAGGAAGUAGUCCGCAACGAGAAGUCCUUCUACAAAUUCGUUGUCGGAGACUUCAACGCAAAACUGGGAAAGGCCACAGAAGAGGAACGCAGGAUUAGAAGACUUGGACAAGGGGACUGGAAUGAAAAUGGCAAUUUUCUCGCCGGGCUGUUGUCCGCCACUCGCCUUUUUCAUGGAAAUUCUCUUUUCAUGAAGAAGGAUCAUCAAGUACCAUACUUUUGUAGUGGUUCUGAUCACCGUCUCCUUCGUGCGAAAAUACGACUUAGCCACACGAUGGAAAAGAACAUCUCCUAUCGGCAACGAAGGAGAAAAGAAGUCGUCUACGACGAUUGCGUACUCGAGGGCUCCUUGUCCCAAGGUGACUGGCACAUCGAGGAGGACCCAAACGUGGACUAUGAGAUGCUGCUCAGAGAAUUACGAGCCUGUGCUGAGCGUGCCUCGAAGCCGCGCAAGACAAACUUGAAUCGAAUUUCGAAGACCACCAAGGAAUUGCUGGAAAGAAGAAGGGCUUUGAGGCUGGAUCCGAAUGCAUCGCACGUUGAGCGGUUAGUAGCAAACACUAGCUGCAGAAAAGCGUUGCAGGAGGAUCUUUUGAAGUACAAGCAGAAGAAGAUUCUGGAAGCAGCACAAAGAAGAACGAGUCUAAAGAAGUGCCGCAGGGAUCUCUGCGAAUAUAAUCUUCCGCUGGCAACCUUGCUGAGCGAAGACGGGACUCGCACGUCUUCUCGUCGUGGGAUGGAAAUCAUAUCGGAGAGGUUCUACUCGAACCUUUUCCGUUCACCAACUCCUGUGUCAAGCCCGAUCAUCCCCACUGGUGAAGCUCCACCACGGAUUCUCCCUUCGGAAGUACGAGUCGCUAUCAAGAGCAUGAAACCUGGCACAGCCCCCAAACCUGAUUUUAUAUCAGCAGACUUUCUUCGGGCUGGUGGCCAUUCACUUCAUGUAAUCUUAGCAGCGCACAUGACAUCCCACCUUCAGAAAGAAAAGAUCCCAGAUCAGUGGAAGACCUCGCGAACCUCACGCGCAUGUGCGACGGAGGCUGCAUGA